GUGUACGAAUGAAGACAUGGUUGUGGUGGAGUUUGGCCACAGUUGCAGGUGGAAUUGUUGUGGGAAAGGACUCCGCACCAGCUCUCCUGCAGAUCUCGGCUAGACAUCUGCCUCCCAUUCCGCAGCCUCCUUCGCAGCCUGCGCUUCCAGAGAUGCCGACGUUGCCACAAUCGGUGUUUGAUGUCUCUCCGCCCGCUGUACGACUGGCACCGACACCCCCGCCCAAUGCUUCUGCCAUUCCGUCCAUCACGAAGCAGAGGGAAGCAUGA
This is a messenger RNA of Symbiodinium pilosum, 269 nucleotides long. The record is from the annotation of a GenBank genome assembly. NCBI's taxonomy places the organism in Eukaryota, Dinophyceae, Suessiales, Symbiodiniaceae.